Cylas formicarius (sweet potato weevil) is the source of this 1084-nucleotide messenger RNA. It is a transcript of the gene tsr, whose product is annotated as cofilin/actin-depolymerizing factor homolog. Lineage: Eukaryota; Metazoa; Arthropoda; Insecta; Coleoptera; Brentidae. Gene Ontology annotation, cellular component: actin cytoskeleton; actin cortical patch; cytoplasm. Bases 387 to 833 code for a protein of 148 amino acids. Gene Ontology annotation, biological process: cell motility; actin filament fragmentation; actin filament severing. Gene Ontology annotation, molecular function: actin filament binding. The transcript is spliced from 3 exons. The record is from RefSeq and is a predicted model, not a curated record.
CUAAAUGGGCGUGAUUGGCGUUAGUUGAGUCAUUUAAUUCGUCAAGUGCAAGGCGAUUUUAAAACUCCCGCUUGGUGCGCGUCGAAAAGCAAACAUCUAUUCUAACGGUAUAUAAGGGAGGUCGGGAAUCGCCGGUAACGAAACGACUUCGAUUGGCGUUAAGUUUGAGUUAUUUCUCCAAAAAGGUUCAAGAAAAGCGUCCUAAAUUAGAGAAUAGUUUAAAAUAGGAUUCGCGUAGUAAUAAUCGUAUCGGCGCGUGCGCAUCGACAUCUGCCGGCAGAUCAACGUCCGUGUCAGACCUCCUCCAGUGAGAACAGUCGUAUAAAACACAGUGCAAACAGGAGUCCUGUAUAUCGUAGUUUUGAUUAUAUUUGGAUUAAUUCAAUAUGGCAUCUGGUGUGACGGUAUCGGACGCGUGCAAAACUACCUAUGAGGAGAUCAAGAAGGACAAAAAGCACCGCUACGUUAUCUUCUACAUCAAGGAUGAGAAACAGAUCGACGUGGAGGUGAUCGGGGCGCGAGAUGAAGAAUACGACCAGUUCUUGCAGAACCUCCAGGCAGGCGGGGCGGGCGAGUGUCGCUACGGCCUCUACGACUUCGAGUACAUGCACCAGUGCCAGGGUACCUCUGAAUCGAGCAAAAAGCAAAAGUUGUUCCUCAUGUCGUGGUGCCCCGACACCGCCAAAGUAAAGAAGAAGAUGUUGUAUUCCAGCUCAUUUGACGCGCUUAAAAAGUCCCUGGUAGGAGUACAAAAGUACAUCCAGGCGACGGACCUGUCGGAAGCCAGCCAGGAGGCGGUGGAGGAGAAACUGAGGGCCACCGAUCGCCAAUAGUGGAGCCCUAGGCGCUUUACAUUAUGUUUUUUUUUUCAUACGACUGUCUGUCUACUCACGCACCGAAACUAUCCCCCUGGUGUAUUAUUUAUAUAAGUAUUUGAAUAUUUAAUAAAGCUUCAUUUUUAAAUCUGUAUCCAAAGUGGUUUUAUUAUUUUCUCAUUCGAAUAUAUAUAUUGCUGUACUGUAACAAUCUUUUUUCCGUUUGUGUAACAUUUAAUAUUGUCCAAUUAAAGGCCGUUCUUAUGACA